Messenger RNA from Cavia porcellus (domestic guinea pig), 1710 nucleotides. RefSeq names its product small nuclear ribonucleoprotein U1 subunit 70 (gene Snrnp70). Lineage: Eukaryota; Metazoa; Chordata; Mammalia; Rodentia; Caviidae. Gene Ontology annotation, molecular function: mRNA binding; U1 snRNA binding. The transcript has 10 exons. Bases 232 to 1554 code for a protein of 440 amino acids. Gene Ontology annotation, biological process: mRNA splicing, via spliceosome. The record is from RefSeq and is a predicted model, not a curated record. Gene Ontology annotation, cellular component: precatalytic spliceosome; U1 snRNP; U2-type prespliceosome.
GGGAUCUCAGGUUGGCCCCACCCCCUGUUCCCGUCGCGAGCGGAGGCCGCGCGGGUAGGAGAGCGGCGGCCUUGUGCGCGCGCUGGGCGGCUGACUGAGGAAGACCAAAGCGGACGCCGUGGGAGUCUGAGCCGAAGAAGGAGUCCUAGUUGCUGAGGGGCCGCCGCAACUGCCGCGAGCCACAGGACCAACGCCAGGCCGAAGAGGGCGCCGCGCGGCGGAUUCGGCAAGAUGACACAGUUCCUGCCACCCAACCUUCUAGCUCUCUUUGCACCUCGUGACCCUAUCCCAUACCUGCCACCCUUGGAGAAACUGCCACAUGAGAAGCACCACAAUCAACCUUACUGUGGCAUUGCGCCCUACAUCAGAGAGUUUGAGGACCCUCGAGAUGCCCCUCCUCCAACUCGUGCUGAAACCCGGGAGGAGCGUAUGGAGCGGAAGAGGAGAGAAAAGAUUGAACGGCGACAGCAGGAAGUGGAAACAGAGCUAAAAAUGUGGGACCCACACAAUGAUCCCAAUGCUCAGGGUGAUGCCUUCAAGACUCUGUUCGUGGCCAGAGUGAACUAUGACACAACAGAAUCCAAGCUUCGGAGAGAGUUUGAAGUGUACGGACCCAUCAAAAGAAUACACAUGGUGUACAGCAAGCGCUCGGGAAAGCCCCGCGGCUAUGCCUUCAUCGAGUACGAGCACGAGCGGGACAUGCACUCCGCUUACAAACACGCAGAUGGCAAGAAGAUUGAUGGCAGAAGAGUCCUCGUGGAUGUGGAAAGGGGCCGGACCGUGAAGGGCUGGAGGCCUCGGCGGCUGGGAGGUGGCCUUGGUGGUACCAGAAGAGGUGGGGCUGAUGUGAACAUCCGGCAUUCAGGCCGUGAUGAUACAUCCCGCUAUGAUGAGAGGCCUGGCCCCUCCCCGCUUCCGCACAGGGACCGGGACCGGGACCGAGAGCGGGAGCGUAGAGAGCGGAGUCGGGAGAGAGACAAGGAGCGGGAACGGCGACGCUCCCGCUCUCGGGACCGGCGGAGGCGCUCACGGAGUCGUGACAAGGAUGAGCGGCGUCGGUCCAGGGAGCGGAGCAAGGACAAGGACCGAGACCGGAAGCGUCGAAGCAGUCGAAGCCGGGAACGGGCACGACGGGAGCGGGAACGCAAGGAGGAGCUUCGUGGUAGUGGAGGUGGUGGUAGUGGUGACAUGGCCGAGCCCUCUGAGCCUGGUGAUGCACCUCCUGAUGAUGGGCCUCCUGGGGAGCUUGGUCCUGAUGGCCCUGAUGGCCCGGAGGAGAAGGGCCGGGAUCGUGACCGGGAACGACGUCGGAGUCACAGGAGCGAGCGCGAGCGACGCCGGGACCGGGACCGGGACCGUGAUCGAGAGCACAAGCGGGGGGAACGGGGUGGUGAGCGAGGCAGGGAUGAGGCCCGCGGCGGGGGCGGGGGUGGCCAGGACAACGGGCUGGAAGGUCUGGGCAAUGACAGCCGAGACAUGUACAUAGAGUCUGAGGGCGGCGACGGAUACAUGGCUCCGGAGAACGGGUAUCUCAUGGAGGCAGCACCUGAGUGAGGAGGUCUUCCUAGCUGCUCUAUUCGGACGAGAUCCCAGCCAGCCCUCACUGUCGUCCUCUCCCUAACCUUCCUGGCCACCUCAGUUUGCCCUCUGAGGGUAGGAGUUCCUUUGUUCGGGCCCUUGGAUUUAAGAAUAAAAUUAAUUUCCUGUUGA